Molecule: messenger RNA, 961 nt
Organism: Arabidopsis arenosa
Lineage: Eukaryota; Viridiplantae; Streptophyta; Magnoliopsida; Brassicales; Brassicaceae
Source: the annotation of a GenBank genome assembly
GACAACGAUUUUGAGUUGUGUAGAAAUCUCUCCGAAGUCGCCGGAAUCAUAUUCCUUCUCAGCCGCCGAUCCAAGUAUCUCCGGCGAGAGACUGAUCUAUAGUUAGUCGAUUCGAUUUGGCGCGUUAUCCAUCUUCUGGUAUUUACUUGUUCCGUUGCUGAGAAAAAAUUGCAGCGAUUGUUGCUUCAGAACAUCUGAUACUUCAAAUUGACAACACUCGUUUUCUUCUUUAGGGAUUGUUACAGGACUCGUAGGAUGCUCGAUUUACGCUAUAAAGAAUGCUACUUUCUCAUCUGUGUUAUCGUCUUCAUAAAUUUUGUGCCUUGUUACAGCGAUGAGAGACUGUUUGAUGGAAAAAGUUUAUAUGCUGGGAAGGAACUAUGGAAGGAGACUCUGCCAUUGAAAUCUGGAUCUCGAGUUUACAAAUUACAAGGGCUUAAGUCAAAUUCUUGGUAUGAAGUCAAGAUAUCGUACCCAGCUUCUAUACCGGCUUUGUUUACGCUGCAACUACUGAAGAACGGUGUAAUGGGUUUGCAUCUUAACCAUAUGAGGAGAUUACUAAACACUGAGAAGUUGAUCUUCAAAACGGAAAGUCUUGAAGAAGUUGAUAACAAGGACGGAUUGUAUGUUUUGGUGACUGUGGAACCUGAAGGAAUCGUGGCUAUACCAAAUUCCAAAGAACGGGUGUCUAUCAUUUAUAACAUAGGCAAGCUUCUUUUGUUUUUCCUUACACUUGUAGUGAGCGUAGUGCUUCUUCUAAAGUCUGAAAUUCUCAUGUUGACAGUUUGUGAAGAACAGCUCUUAGGCAUCCCUUACUCAAGCUGGUCAGUGGUGGUUUUAGUAGUGUUGUGUCUUGUGGUCGCGUUGAUUCUUCCCCGGUUUCUCCCAUCUUAUCUUCUAAUCAAAGAUGUAGAUCGUGAUCGUUAAGAAGAAGCAUGGUUAAUAAUAGCUAAUACAGUUU